GGCUUGAGGUUUGGCGCGCUGAGUUGAAAGGAGCUCGAGCUGAGAGCUGAAGCUGAAUCUGUAGGAUAGUUAGUUAGUAAAAGGCUGGUUAUUUGGUUUAUUUGAGUUAUUCUGGUGAAGUUAUUAAGUUAUUUCUCUUGUAUAAACUCUCACCCAUGCGCAGCCUGUUAUUGUAUGUUAUAAUAUUCACUGUAGCCUAAUAAAACCUGUAGAUAAAUUAGGAAGGUUCUCUCAGGGCUCAGAAUGGACCGAUAUAACGAUUUAAAAAUCCUCCUGAAGAAAUGGGAACAGUCCUUUAUGCAGAUAAACAACAGGAAACCCAACAAGGAUGAUAUUGAUGCAGCUCCAGAAGAGACCAGGCAACUUUAUAAAGAGUAUCGCACUCUUAAAGAGGCGAAAGUUAGUGGAGAGAGUGAUGUUCAGGUGAAAUCACAGGAAUCCCAGUCUGCAGGAAUGGACUGCUGGGGGUCUCACCUUAACCGAAAGAGCAUGCCAGUGGCUGCACCCAAACUGACAUUAAAAGACAAAGAGACGUUGCAUGCAUCUGCUCAGUACUUCGGCAUGAAGCUGAAGUCUAAUCUCGGAGCUCUGUCAAAGGAACGAUCAUUCUCCCUCAAAAAAGCAGCCACCCCUCGCCGAACACCAGCAAAGUCCUGGAAGGACAGUGCAGCUUUUGGUGCAGUAUCAGUGGAAGCGAUGGCGGUGGAGACCCAUUCACCAAGACCAGCCAACACUUGCCCAGACCCUUCGGCCGUACCAGUGCAGGCAGCUAGCAGCAAACUGGAGAACGAACCACUGAACCCAUUUCCCACCUUCACCCCCUCCAAGUCCUCCAAGCUGAGCACUGAAACUCCAGGCAAAUCUACAGAAAGGGCUCAGUUCCUCAAACAGUCCAUGACCAGGAGGCUGUCUUCUGUGGACAGGGGCUGGCUGGACCGUUGCCAGGUCUUCACUGAAGAGGGGGGUUUAGAGAAACCAGUCGCAGGCAAUUCCGACCCACCACCAGAAGAUAAGACUGUGAAAAGUAUUACUAAAGCAGAUUUUGUAGCAGCCAAUAAACCUGCUGUGAGGACACCCAUGAAAAGCAGCGUUUCUAUUGGGUCUCCAGCCAUGGAACCUCCAGAUGAUCUACCUCAGCUCUGUGUGAACAAAAUUCCUGGAGAGGGCGCUAAAGAACUGCAUGAUGAUUACAGUUUUAAAGGAUCUGAAGAAGAUAAAAAAGGAAAAAACCUAGAAAGUAUCGAAACCAAGAAAGAAGGUCAGCUUAUGGCUGAGGAAACCAGCCCCAAAGUGUCCAAAGCUAAAAAGCAAACCAAAAAACUACAAAAAAGAUCCAAAAAAGAACAAAGCGCAGAAAACACAGGCCACACUGAAGAUGCUGAUUACGAGCAACAAAGCGUUAGAAAAAAGGGAAAGAAAAGGCAGAGAGAAUCCGACGAAGCACCAGGAGAUCACGCAGAAGGAAACGGGGCUGUCCAAAAGAAGCGCAGGACUAAGAAAGACGAAUCAACCUCAGAUAAUCCUCCUACAAAAAAAAGAAGGGAAAGGAAAGGAAAGGGAGCCGAGGAGGACGAGAGCGACCCAGAGGACUCGAAGAAAACUGCAGCUCAGAAACCGAAGAGACCUCAGGAGAACCUUCUGGGAGAGGUGGAUGAAGAGGAUGUGAGAGCUGCUUCUUCGAGGGUGAAAAAUGUAGUCAGAAGACCAACCAAAAACACAGAUGGAAACUUUGUGAAGAUCAAUCUAAAGAAAAAGUCUCAUGUUAAAGGAUUUGCUCUGAGAGGUGCUGCUCUUCGCAAGCAGAUGUACAUGCAGAAGUUCCAGCUGAAGGGCGAGAGGUUUGGAGGUGGUGCUGGUCGGGGUCGGGGGAGAUUUGGGGGCUUUAAUCGUCAGGGUGACAGCUGCUAUAAGUGUGGUGGCACGGGACACUGGGCUCGAGACUGCAGAGGAAGAGCCCCAGGUCCUGCUCUGGACACCACAGGCAAGCAGGACACGCCUCCAGAGGAGGAGGAGCCGUUUGAGCUGCCCACGCUAGAGGAAGUUGCGAGAGCAACAGGAACUCUACGCUCUGAGCCUAUUCCCAUUGCCCCAAGUGUGUCAGAAAAUGCAGCAGAAGAAAAAGAAGACAAGGGUGAGGAGAUCCUGCUUAAUGUUAUUAGACCAGACUACGAACGCCCCGCCCCUCCUCCACCAAUGGAGCCUCUGUAUGAACCAACAGAGGAUGGCAAAACACAGGAUGUUCCUCCAGAGGUGUACCAAGCUCUCCGGGACUUUGGCUACAAGUCUUUCAGGCCUGGCCAAGAAAUGGCCAUAAUGAGAAUUCUUUCAGGUUUGUCUACUCUUGUGGUGCUCUCCACUGGCAUGGGUAAAUCUCUGUGCUAUCAGCUCCCAGCCUAUCUCUACGCCCAGAGAUCCAACUGCAUAACCCUGGUUGUGUCGCCUUUGGUGUCACUAAUGGAUGAUCAGCUCUCUGGACUUCCAGCUAACCUGAAGGCAGCUUGCAUUCACUCCAACAUGUCCCGGAAACAGAGAGAGACGGCUAUAGAGAAGGUGAAAGCAGGUCAGGUGCACGUCCUGCUGCUGUCUCCAGAGGCUCUGGUUGGUGGAGGGCACUCGGGCUCAGGCUGCCUCCCCCCUGCUGAUCAGCUCCCCCCCGUGGCCUUCGCCUGUAUUGAUGAAGCUCAUUGUGUGUCUGAGUGGUCCCACAACUUCCGGCCCUGUUAUCUCAGACUGUGCAAGGUACUAAGGGAUCGACUGGGAGUACGCUGUUUGCUGGGUCUGACAGCCACUGCCACUCUGUCCACUGCUCUUGACAUUGCUCAUCACCUGGAUAUUAACGACCAAGAAGGCAUCGCUGUUCGAUCAGCCGCUGUUCCUCACAACCUCCAGCUCUCCGUAUCGAUGGACCGAGAUAAAGACCAGGCGCUGGUUUCUUUACUAAAAGGCGAGCGCUUUGGGUCGCUGGACUCUAUUAUAGUUUACUGCACCAGACGAGAAGAGACGAACCGCAUCGCUGCACUGCUGCGCACCUGCCUGCAGGGGGUGGUGCUGAAGGAGUCCUCACUGCCAGUGAAGGAGAAGGAGGACGACAAUCCUGUGGGCAAGAAGAAGAAAGCUUUGGCCAGGAAGAAGAUCCGAAAGCCUCUGAAGUGGAUCGCUGAGCAGUAUCACGCAGGCAUGUCUGCGUCAGAGCGCCGGCGAGUGCAGAAUAACUUCAUGUGUGGGGAGCUGAGGGUGGUGGUGGCCACUGUGGCCUUUGGAAUGGGGCUGGAUAAAUCGGACGUGCGAGGAAUCGUUCACUACAACAUGCCGAAAAGCUUCGAGAGCUACGUGCAGGAGAUCGGUCGAGCCGGCCGCGACGGAGAACCUGCUCACUGCCACCUGUUCCUCGACCCAGAGGGUGGAGAUCUUCACGAGCUGCGCAGACACAUCUAUGCGGACACAUUGGACUUCUACACUGUGAAGAGGCUGGUGCAGAAGGUUUUCCCGGCCUGCAAGUGCAGACAGAUCCAUCAGAAGCACCAGGACUUAGCACAGGCUGAGGAGGUGGAUGAUGCUGAGCUGAUGGAGCUGAUGGAGAUGUGUGAGGAGUCUGGAGAGAUCCAGCAGGAGAUGCAGCAUCCAGAACAGUCUGAAUCAAACAUCACGCCUCAGGAGUCUGAGAGCAAACAGGAAGAGGAGAUCUCACCGGCACUGCAGCGUAUGGAGGAGGAAAGGGAAGGAUCUGAUGCUCAUCACGAGGGGGAAGAGAAACCACAGGAAAAUCCGGACAAUGCAGAAACUCUAAGAGAGGAUCUAGAUGGAAAGAAUGAUGAAAGUGAUUGGGAAGAGAUGGAAGAAGAGACUGAGCGGUUUAGAGUGAGAUCGGUCCAGAGAGUGUGUCACACUCACGAGAGAGCCGUUCCAAUGCAGGAGACUGUAGAGGCACUGGAUAUAACAGAGGAGGGUCUGGAGACUCUGCUGUGUUAUUUGGAGCUCCACCCUCAGAGGUGGGUGGAGUUGCUGCACCCGACUCUCUCCGUGUGCCGGUUGGUGUGUUAUGGAGGUCCCCAGCAGCUCCGCAAGCUGACCAAAAUAUGUCCUCCGGUAGCAGUGGUUUUAGCACGGAAGCGUCUGGCGGGAGAAAAGGUGGAGUCGUGUGACUCUGUGGAGUUUGAUGUGGUGGAGCUCGCUGAUACUAUGGGAUGGCAGCUUCCUCUAGUGAAGAGGGGCCUGAGACAGCUGCAGUGGGGCACUGAGAGAGGUUCGUAUGGAGGUACGGGACGCAGUGGGAUUCUUGUGGAGUUCUCUGCUCUCUCCUUCUACUUCCGUUCUUAUGGAGAUCUGACGGCUGAUGAACUGGAUCAGGUGUGUGAGUUUCUGCACGGUCGGGUGCAGGCUCAGGAGAGGACUCAGCUUUACCAGCUUAAAGCCUGUUUUAAGGCCUUCCGCAGUGUAGCGUAUCGGAACUGCAGCUUCUGCAUGGAUGAGCUGGAUGAAGAGCGCAGUCUGAAGCUGAAGGAGCUGCUGUCUGAUUAUUUUGAUAAGAGGAGAGACCUGGACAUGAGCAAGAAAUUCACAGAGGAGCAGGACGACGAGGACGAGACUCUAAACAAGUGCAGGCUGAAGGAUUGGGAGCAGCAGAUCCGGGCGGAUGUCCGAGGUUUCCUGGCCAGUCAGAGUGAGGAGAAGUUCUCUGGUCGUGCCGUGGCGAGAAUAUUCCAUGGGAUUGGAAGUCCGUGUUAUCCAGCUCAGAUCUACGGUCGGGAUCGGCGAUUCUGGCGGAAGUAUAUUCAAUUUGAUUUCAAUGAAAUUAUUCGCAUUGCCACUCAGGAAAUUAUUAGAACAAGGUAAAGGAACAGUGGGUUAGUUCCUAAAUAUAACUUUUUUUGUUUUAUAUGUAGCAUUUUUAAGUGUAAUUUGUACGUGUCUGUCUAAUGUAUCUGUUUAAUUUUACAAUAAAGAUUAUUUUUGUA
Molecule: messenger RNA, 4955 nt
Organism: Astyanax mexicanus (Mexican tetra)
Lineage: Eukaryota; Metazoa; Chordata; Actinopteri; Characiformes; Acestrorhamphidae
Gene: recql4
Product: RecQ helicase-like 4
Exons: 24
Coding region: 244-4833 (1529 amino acids)
Biological process (GO): DNA replication; double-strand break repair via homologous recombination; telomere maintenance
Cellular component (GO): nucleus; cytoplasm; chromosome
Molecular function (GO): ATP binding; four-way junction helicase activity; zinc ion binding
Source: RefSeq, a predicted model, not a curated record